CACCUACACCUCGUUAUAGAUAAAUACUGAGCAAACUUUCAUUUCAGAUUAGAAACUGCGCAGGAGUGCACACCAUCUUUCUGGAAUUAAAAAGCCUUUUUACAGUCAUGAAAGUACUUGUAGUUGUUGCAGUGGUUGCCCUGAUUCAUGGCAGUUAUGCCACUUUGCUCAUUAAGGGGCCGACCGAGCCAGUUCUGGAGGGAGAGAGGAUCACACUGGAGUGUCAGUACUCAGACUCUGAGUUCAACAUCAGCCAGGUCCACUUUGAGAUCUUCUCCCAGUACAUAAAGAGAUGGCGUCCAGUUUGGGAGCGAUCUUGGUGCUAUGAUUGGAUGCAAAUCGAGCAGACAGGAGACAGUCUCGUCCUGUCUAUCCCUCGUGCGGGGAAAUAUUAUGAGGGGCCCUACCGCUGUGUGUCCGACGCUGAAAAUGUGACUUCGCCAGACAACUCCUCCGAUGUCUUCGCCUUGAAAGUGCAUUAUAUGGGGGAGCUGUCACUGACCAGGGAAGGCUUCACCAGCUACCUGGGUGUCCCACAGGAGUUGAAGGUGCGACGCGGGGAUGACGUGGUGCUGAAGUGCUACGCCAGCUCAUCAGAGAAGCCAAACUACUACUGGAAUAAGAACGGUGAUGACUGGAUCCUGCCUUCCUCUACGUUGACGCUGAAGAAGGUGAGCGCAGCGGAUGAAGGACAGUACACUUGCAUCGCUGAACAUCCCUCUGUGGAGUCAUUCAGCAAGAGACGCACCAUCAGCAUCACCGUGCUGCCUGAGGAUGCUCCAUGGUAUGAGUCUAGUAAUGGCCGUCUCAUGUUGAUGACCUCUGCGGCGGCUGUGUCUCUCCUGGUGUUCAUCCUCUCCAUGAGUGUGUUCCUGUGCCGCAGGGCCAAGCAGACCAAGACCAGCAAGGGACCAAUUGAUGACCGGUCUCAGAAAAAGCCCAUCUACAAAGCCAGUGUGGAGUCCCUACCCUCCACCUGCGGAGACAAACAACCUCUGGUGUGACUGCACAGGCAGGUGGAAGGAUGAGGAGGGGGGGAGAAGAUGGAACGAGAGAAGAGGAAGAUGGAGUGGGUGGCCAGAAAAUGAGCGAUAGUUAGAGAGGGAGGAGAUGGUGUAUGGUUAUGGAUGGUCACAUUGGGGGAGGAGAGAGGGAGGAAAGGAGGGAGGCAAAAAAGGGACAUUUGGAGACUGUAGGGAGAGCAAAAUCAAAAUCAGUUACAAGCUGGGUGUAGAAAAAAAAAAACCUGAAGGGCAAAUGAUUGCUUUAGAGACACAAAAGCUACUUUGCUUGUGGGUGUAUGCUGCAGUUAUGUAUCUUGGACAAAAAGGUGGGCAAUUUCUUUUCAUUUAUUCAAAAGUGUGGAAAAUGGUGAGCUACAUUCUUAGCAAAAUGAUGCAGGAUGAGCCGUGUGUACCGCAAGAGCUGUAAAGAUUCACAUGGAUUUCUCUCCUUUCUGAUAAAAACAUAAUUGCUCAGCUGUGUAUUAUGAAUGAAUCAUUUGGGUAAUAGGACGUGGUUUUAUUUUGUUGCUUUUUUUCCCUUUCAACCUUUCAAAAACAGAACCAGCUCAAAGCAUCUAUGCGAAGGUUAUUAGAAUCUCUUUACUGUGACAGCCCUCAAGCACAUUGCACUCUACUAUUUUAUUUACUAUAUGUAUGAUUUCUUUGAUUAAAGAUUUAUUAUUAAAUGGCUUUCAGAAAAUAUUA
Molecule: messenger RNA, 1709 nt
Organism: Morone saxatilis (striped sea-bass)
Lineage: Eukaryota; Metazoa; Chordata; Actinopteri; Moronidae
Exons: 7
Coding region: 108-1004 (298 amino acids)
Biological process (GO): cell-cell adhesion
Cellular component (GO): cell-cell junction
Molecular function (GO): cell adhesion molecule binding
Source: RefSeq, a predicted model, not a curated record